This is a messenger RNA of Python bivittatus (Burmese python), 970 nucleotides long. The record is from RefSeq and is a predicted model, not a curated record. NCBI's taxonomy places the organism in Eukaryota, Metazoa, Chordata, Lepidosauria, Squamata, Pythonidae.
CCAGUUGGUGCAAGCGGCGGGGCCCUUUAAGACCUAGAAGAGCUGGACGCCGCUUCCAAGCAGCAGUUUCUCGCUGGCGACCUCUAGAAGCGGCCCCUUUGAAGAAGCCAGAAGAGGUGGGGCCCAGCCGGCAGGAGGAUUGCUCCGGAGCCGCUCGCCCUUCGCUGCGCUUGCAUUAUGAACGCUGUACGCCACUGGCUUUCGAGCUGGGGAGAAAUAGGAGGGCCGGCUUUGAGCGCGCUCUGGAUGUCAGAGGAAACUUCCUGCAGCCAGCUCGGAGGUGCCGGGCGCUUCUCUGCCGGUUCCGAUGGAUGCGCAGCGUAUGCGGAGAAGUAGGAGCGAGGCAAAAGAUCCUAGAUCAUCUACAACAGAUUUGAAUGUUGCCCUCAGUGAAUGUAUGGUAGCCGUGAAUUUAUUUCUGAAUAACAAGUUCCAAGAUGCCCUUGCUUCUCUACAAACUAAAACAAAGGACAGCAUGUAUCAUGCUCUGACUUAUGCUACCAUUUUGGAAAUGCAGGCCAUGAUGACCUUUGAUUCCAGGGACAUAUUGUAUGCUGGAAACACAAUGAAAGAAGCUCAAGUUGUAUGUCAGAAGUUUCGGAAAAAGUCUUCUGUAGCAGAUUCUUUCAACAAUUUAGUGCGCAAACACAAUCUUAAUCAAUUAACUGAAGAAGAAAUUCAUGCAGAAAUUUGUUAUGCUGAAUGCUUGCUUCAGAGAGCAGCUCUUACAUUCCUCCAGGAUGAAAACAUGAUUAGCUUUGUGAAAGGUAGCAUCAAAAUAAGAAAUAGUUAUCAAACAUACAGGGAACUGGAGAAUCUAAUGCAGUCUCCCAGUUAUGUUAAAGGAGAAAAUCAUCCCCAUUUUGAGGGUGGUGUAAAGCUGGGAGUUGGAGCAUUUAAUCUGACUCUAUCCAUGUUACCAACAAGGAUUGCACGAUUACUGGAAUUUGUGGGGUUUUCUGGAAAUAAG